This is a messenger RNA of Diaporthe batatas, 589 nucleotides long. RefSeq lists its product as uncharacterized. The record is from RefSeq and is a predicted model, not a curated record. The coding region runs from base 1 to 399 and encodes 132 amino acids. NCBI's taxonomy places the organism in Eukaryota, Fungi, Ascomycota, Sordariomycetes, Diaporthales, Diaporthaceae. The transcript has a single exon.
AUGCUUUUACAGCAACCUCUCACUCUUAUCCUGGCCACGCUGACCGCCGCCGUCACCGGCGCCCGCCGGUCCGGGCCAGACUUCAAAAUAACGCUCACCAACUCGACGAUGCGUGUGGCGACGGAGUACACCGGCUCGGUACACGAAGCAACGGUCGUCGCCGGCGCCACGGGCACGUUCGACCAGGCCUACCUGAAAUGCGUCCACGAGGUCUGCAUCCCCGAGUACCACUGCGUCCUCCACGACAGGAACAGCUCCCGCACGGUCGACCUGGGCCCCGGCAAGAACCAGAUUGCUUGCGCCAUAGAAAUCGGUCUGAUAACGUGCGCGUGGGAGCUCCCAAGCCCGAGGUACGAGGACGAGUGCCGGGCGAAGCCGAGUGGCAAGGCCAAGGCUUAGAUGGAUAUGUCGUUUUCUUCAACUUGCUGAGCUGGGACUCGUGUCCUUUUGCCCUCGGCCAGACUACCAGCUUCGACGAGCACAGGAGGAUGAUGGGAUGGGGCUGGGUACUGUAAUAGUGUCACAAAGACGUCUCAACAUGCAGACUAGCGGUGGCCAAAUGUGCUGUUGGAUUUUAGGGGAGAUUGUC